CACCGCGAGGGCACACAGGAAAAAGGGCGUAGAACGAAGUUACGAAAAUUCUGGGAGAGUGGAGAACAAGUAAAAAGAAUAUAUUAAAAAAAAGCAAGCUUGUGCAGCAGGAAACAAUUUCAUCAUCGCUUACUCUAUGAUUAUUAAAAAUUAAUUAUAAUAGGUGAAACAUUGUAAUUUCAUAUGAGAAGAGAUCAGAAUGGUGCUGUGGGAGAUAACACUUGGAACUGCGUAUUUUCUGGGUCUGAAACGAACUUACAGGCUUGCCCUCAGGAUUCAGCGCAAGCUCAUUAGCCCUAACCACCCUAAGGUCCGCGAUUUCCUUCACAGGCGGACCCGUGCUGUAUUUGACGUAGUAGUCAAAGUUCAUAGAAACAUUCAAGAUAGAGACAUAGAAGCAGGACGGAAUCUUGGAAACACAAUUUUGCGAUGGCUAGAUCGGAUGAAGCCAUCAGCUGGAAUUCGAGGUGCUCCUUCUGGAUCACUUCCCAGUGGCAGCUCAAGUGAAAAACUGACAAAGAAUUCAACUGGAGCUUCCAACAACAAGCCUACUGGUUAUUUUGGAUCCUUCAAGAAGGACUCCGAUAGGCAUCUCUUUACCUCGUUGAGGAAAAGACCUUUUCCUACCAUUUCAAGGAUGACUCGACCACCGAAUCCUGCCGGGACUAGUGUCCAUGGCAGGAACCUCAGCAUCUAUGCUCCUGAAGUCUCUAGAUCAAAUUAUAGAAUGAAUGAGUCAGGAGGUGUAUUUAGGAAGGACAUCAUGCAAUGGAUGCUGCGAAACUAGCUCUCCAUCUCUUUGCUAGUGGUUUACGUCACCCGUAUUUUUGUUUAGGCCAUUUUUAAAAAAAGAAAAGGAAAAGGUAGUUAAAGAAUGAUGUUUAUGUGGCAAUUUCAUACACUGAUGGGGAUGGUAGCCUUAAGG
This is a messenger RNA of Arachis ipaensis, 925 nucleotides long. RefSeq lists its product as uncharacterized. Lineage: Eukaryota; Viridiplantae; Streptophyta; Magnoliopsida; Fabales; Fabaceae. The record is from RefSeq and is a predicted model, not a curated record.